UAGUCGUCUCGUCGACGUCACAAGACGGAAGUGGAGGCGGAAGUGCUGACGGAGCAGCUGGAGGUAGUUGUCAGACUGACAGGUCCUGUGUGUGUGAGUGUGUGUUGUGGUUCAGCUGCUAAGUGAAGAUGUUGAAGGCGGUUAUUCUGAUCGGAGGUCCACAGAAAGGCACAAGGUUCAGGCCGCUGUCAUUCGAAGUUCCCAAACCUUUGUUUCCAGUAGCUGGGGUGCCCAUGCUACAGCACCACAUUGAAGCAUGUGCAAAGGUGCCAAACAUGAAGGAGAUUCUGCUCAUUGGCUUUUAUCAACCUAAUGAAGAACUGACCAGGUUCAUGAUUAAUGCGCAGCAGGAUUUUAAAAUCUCCAUCAGGUAUUUGCAGGAGUAUUCAGCCCUGGGCACUGGAGGAGGAAUCUAUCACUUCAGAGAUCAGAUUGUGUCCGGCAGUCCGGAGGCUUUCUUUGUUCUGAAUGCUGAUGUCUCCUCAGCGUUUCCUCUCACAGAGAUGCUCAGCUUCCAGAAAGAACAUGGAGAACCUAACAGCUUUGUUAUCCUGGGGACAACGGCAAACAGAACACAAUCCAUGAAUUAUGGCUGUAUUGUUGAAAAUGAGGAAACGCAUGAGGUCCUGCAUUAUGUGGAAAAGCCGAGCACAUUUGUGAGUGACAUCAUCAACUGCGGUGUCUACCUCUUUAGCCCAGACAUCUUCCAGCACAUCGGUGCAGUCUUCCAGAAGAAUCAACAGGACAUGUUACUAUAUCCGUACGACGGUGAGGAGCCAACCAACGGCUGGCACAGAGCAGAAGCCAUCAGGCUGGAGCAGGACAUUUUUACGGCCCUGGCAGGACAGGGCAAACUCUACGUGUAUAAAACACUCCGGUUCUGGAGCCAGAUCAAAUCUGCAGGGUCUGCAAUUUAUGCCAGUCGAUUGUACCUCAACCAGUAUCACCAAACCCACCCUGAAAGACUGGCGUCAAAUAAGGAAGCAGGACCAAAAAUAAUUGGUAAUGUCUAUAUCCACCCUACAGCCAAUAUUGAUCCCACUGCUACGUUGGGCCCCAAUGUCUCCAUUGGCACUGGAGUGACUAUUGGUGCAGGGGUCAGAGUUCGGGAAUCGAUCAUCCUCCAUGGUGCAAAUCUGCAGGAUCAUUGCUGUGUUCUGAACAGCAUUGUGGGAUGGGAUAGCACCGUCGGCAAGUGGGCGAGAGUAGAGGGAACCCCAAGUGACCCAAACCCAAAUGAUCCUUAUGCAAAGAUUGACAGCGAGACACUGUUCAGAGAGGGAAAACUCACACCCUCAAUUACUAUUCUCGGUUGUAACGUGACCAUCCCCUCCGAGGUGAUUAUCCUCAACUCGAUUGUCCUCCCACAUAAAGACCUCAACCGCAGCUUCAAAAACCAAAUUAUUCUUUAGCUGAUCUUCCUUGUGCUCCUAUCCACUUACUGUCACUGAUGAAGGAUGCGGCUGAGCGGCUGCUGGCACUGCCUCUAAUUUACUGUAUAUAAGAUGUCAAAAAUGACGAUAUGGGACAUUCAUUAAAUAGUUUUGAAAGAUAGAUUUUUAUAUAUUUGUCCUCAGGCCUUAUGCAUCAUGGCAUGUCAGCUAAAUUAGAGAGGGGCUAAUCGUGCAUGUUGAUUCACCUUGAAAAGUGCUGUGAUGCCAGAGGUUUAUAUUGUUUUUUUAUCAACGUUACCGAACUGUAAAAUUACUGCAGACGGUGUUCGGUCGGAUAUAAUAUAAUGUUUUACCCUUGGGAACCCUGGGACUUGUUACUUUUGCUGGAGAACCGAAAUGACUAGAAAAUGAAAAUCACAGGUCUCAGACUGAUUAAUUUUUUGGAGGUGAUUAUUUAUGUGAAACCCUGAUUAAAAUCUUUAGCAUCUUCAUUGUUAGUCACAAAAAUUGACCAUUAAUCUCCUGCAGCUUCAGGAUUUACGCUGCAAUCAAGUAACACUGCCUUUUUAAAAUGUGAACUUAGCAGGGGGCUAAGGGGGCCUCAAGACAAAACACAUGAGCAGCAGCAGCAGAUACUUAAAUUGUGCAUUUGCAAUCACUGGUGUAGCUGUUCCGAUUUAUGGAUUGAGCAAAUGAACAUUUACUUAUUAAACCCUCAACCCCCUUAUGAUCACUACGGCAGUUUGGCUCCAAUUAUUGCGACGAGUGUCUGCCUAUUAAGGAGCGAUGUGAAUUGUGACACUGGAGCAGCAGCUAAAUAUAUUUUUAAUCAAGUCUCUUUACAAACUAACCUCAAAUGAAGGGUAAAAACAAGUUUAUGUUCUUUGUCAUUUAUAAUUAUGUUUAUUUUAAGUUUAAUAUGUAACUGCAGGUAUGUGUCACAGAGAUUCAGAUACUUACUGCUUCAGCCCCAAGCCAGUCCAGCGCCCCUCAUUACUGUGUUUUUUCGCGGUAUGAUGUUCAUCAACUGUGCUAAAGCCUCUAUGCCCUGCACAUGAAAAGCAAUCCUAAUAUUCAUUAGAUCAAAUAGGCUUUCCAGUCCCAUAACAGUGUAACCCUCCAUUUAUUUAGGCUAUGCAGAGAGCAGCUCACAGUGGGGGUUCAGCUCAUGGUUUUAAAUUCCAAUAUUAUUUACUGAACACUUAAUAACAACAUGCUGUUGAAAGCUUGUUCGGGGUUGUUUUUUUGAGUGGGAAGCAUCGUCGGUGUUCAUCUCUGAGCAGGUCGGCAGAGGAAGCUCAAGAGUCGGGAUGCUGGGUAUUAAAAAGAAGUAAACACACAGGUCGGGUUGACAUAAGCAAUCAGGAGGAGACGACAGUGAAGGUGACAUGUGACAAAAACUGGAUUCAAAUUCCUCCCAUCCGGACUCACGAAGGACAUUUUAGCUCAGUGAAUCAGAUGACAUGUCUGCUGCUGGAGGGUGUGUGUACCCGCCUCUUACAGUCAACAUGGAUUUUUAAAAGUAUCUCCUCUCCUCUAGUUCAUGUCAACUUGUCUUGGGGCCUUUUUUGGAGUGUUGUCUUUAUUGAUUUCCUUAUCGUAGGGUUAGAGGACAACAUUUAGAGGACUGCUGAUGCCAUUAAUAAUUAAUAAAACAAUUUUAAAAAACUAA
This is a messenger RNA of Paralichthys olivaceus (Japanese flounder), 3066 nucleotides long. It is a transcript of the gene gmppaa, whose product is annotated as GDP-mannose pyrophosphorylase Aa. Gene Ontology annotation, biological process: biosynthetic process. Gene Ontology annotation, cellular component: cytoplasm. Gene Ontology annotation, molecular function: transferase activity. The record is from RefSeq and is a predicted model, not a curated record. NCBI's taxonomy places the organism in Eukaryota, Metazoa, Chordata, Actinopteri, Pleuronectiformes, Paralichthyidae.